AUGAGCGCCAAGUUUGAAACUCCACCCAUGAAAGCAGUAAAUGUGCAUAGUAUUACAAACAAUACCGUGCAUUUAACACGUAAAGAAAUCCUUGACUGGCUCGUAGUUUCUCUAGGUUUUAGUAUUACUCGGUUGGAAGACCUUGCAAACGGUUCUAUAUAUUGCCAGAUUAUGGAGAAGCUAUUUCCUGGCAGUAUUUGUGUUAAUAGAAUAAAUUUCAGUGCAAAAUCUGCUUAUGAAUCUUUUGGGAAUUAUAAGCUUCUGCUUAAUGCUUUCAGAGAGUGUGAAGUUAGCAAGGAUAUACCAAUAGAAAGUCUUAUUAGUGGAGCAUUUUCAGAAAAUUUUCGAUUUGCACAAUGGUUUCGACUGUUUUACGAAGCUAAUAUAAAAACACAUCAGAGAAAAGACAAUUUCAACAGCAAAAAGUUAAAUUCAAACAAGAAAUACAACAAAAGACAUCAACCACCACCACCACAACAACAACGACAGUCUAACACCAUCAAGAAUUGUCUGUCACCAUCAAUAUCAUCCUCAUUGUCAACAACAACAACAACCUCGGGAUUGACGCCAGCAUCCGGCACUCCUUUACAUCGACGUGAACAUAAUAGCAGAUCUUUGAAAUCAUCGUCUUAUAGUAGUUGUAGUAGUAGGUCGAAUGGAUCAUCCAAUUCUGCAAGACCUCAAUCAUCAUUACGAAUGAAAACUGAUCGAUCAACUACAUGUCAUGUUAGAGCACAGUCUUCAACUGGAUUUUAUGAGAAAGCUAAUGGGAUGUGGAAAAGUGAAGAUACUAGACAGGAAUAUGGAGAAGUAACUGAUCCAAGUACUGACGAAACUAUUGUCUCACACUGCAAUAAUACUAUUCAUAAAAAUGCUUCAACAUCACCUUCAUUACAACCGAAAAAUUCCUUAAAUAUUCAAAAUUCUGAUAUAAUAAGAAGAAUAUUACUAGAACAAAUUAUGGUGUUGAUGUCUAUAACAAUGCAACACAUUUUAAGCGACCAGUAUACCGUCAGUUCGUCUUAUGCAUAUUCAAACAAAACUGAUGAAGAUAUCAAUGACUGCGUUACAUCUCAACAAGUAUCAUCAAUUUCAUCUUGUAAGCAUAAUCAAUUCGAUAAUCUAGAACAUUCAACCACCACAGAUAGCAUACAUCAAUAUCAUAGGAUUCAAACUGCCUCCCCUGCUAUCGAUGUAAAUGAUAAUUAUGCCUUGAACAUUGAAAAUAAUAUAACUAAGAGUUUAAAACAAAAUCUACAUAGAACUGAUGAAAUACAACAAUCAUUCAAUGAAAUUUUAGCUAAAAAUCAUAAUAGGCAGACAAUGAUAACGCCAACAACUUCUACUAGCCCAGAAUCUUCGAUGACAAAUCAAUCAUUGCUUGAAAAAUCAAUAAUUGAUAAAUUAAAAAGACGAAUUAUUUCUUUAAAUAAAGAGAAUAGUCAACUUAAAGAAAUACUGAAUUGUAUACAAAAGGAAACAGAGUUUUAUCUAAAGAAAAUGUGUCAAAUUGAAGAUUUCUGCCUACAAUUAAUUCAUCAUGAUAAUAGUAAUUAUGAUAAUGAAGAAGGAGGAUUUCAUCAAGGCGAUAAUCAAGUCAGUGUUGUUCAUAAUCACAACGAUGAAAAUCGUCAUGAUGUCGAUGUUGAUGGCAUGAAUCAUCAUUCUUCUAUGGAUAAUUUAUCACACACACUCAUUCAAGAAAUUUUAGCCAUCCUUUAUGAUGGAAGUUAUCAGGAAAAUGUCGAUAUGACGGAAGAACGAGGAUAA
Molecule: messenger RNA, 1770 nt
Organism: Trichobilharzia regenti
Lineage: Eukaryota; Metazoa; Platyhelminthes; Trematoda; Strigeidida; Schistosomatidae
Source: the annotation of a GenBank genome assembly